AUGAAGUUUGCCAACGUUCUUGCUCUUACUGCUUUGACAGCUGUCUCCGCUGAGAAUGGACUCCGCUCUGAGCAACGCCGACUUGAUGAUGCGGCCCCCGAAGAGAAAGAUCUCACCGCUAUCACGGACUCCAUGUGCACUGCCUGUGAUAUCUGUGAUGCUUUAGAUACUUUCGAUUUGUGUGACAUCAAUGAAAUACAGAACCUAGCAUGCGCAAACUGCGAUUCUUUUGGCGUUGAUGGCUUGUGCCUAGCAUGCACUUUCUGCGAUGCAGCAGGGGAUCUCUGUGAUCUUAAUACUGUGACAUCCCUCGGCUGCGGACUCUGCCCUGACGACGGCGGUGAUGGUGGCGAUGGCGGUGAUGUUUCUGGGGCCUUCUGUGACACCAAGUACUACUUGAGUGAUGGCAUGCCCUUCUAUGCUCACUAUGGACUGGAACUCUUGCACUUCCUCAUGAAGAGCAAUGUUGUGGUUCGUACCUUGGGAAUGUCCACCAUUUUCUUCUUGACCGGCACUAGUCAAGUCUUGGAAAACCUAUUUGGUGCCUCCAUGGCUCCCUUGUUGGUGUUCCUUGCCAUUUCAGGCUACAUUUCUCAUACCAAUAGCAAAAAGAGCAAAGCCAAGGCAUUGUGA
Molecule: messenger RNA, 633 nt
Organism: Seminavis robusta
Lineage: Eukaryota; Bacillariophyta; Bacillariophyceae; Naviculales; Naviculaceae
Source: the annotation of a GenBank genome assembly